GCAGCGCUGUUCUCCGCCCCAGUCGGCUCUAAGGUUCCGCCUGAGGGCAGGAAGCGGAGAAACAGAGACCGGCCGCCUUUCAAAGAACCUGAGUCCGGGCAGGGAAAGUACCAGAUAAGCUUGAGACAUCUUGUUACACCAGAAUGUUUCCUGUGGAAACACAGGAGAUGUUUCCAGUCACACAAACCUGGAUCUGAGUUCAGGCUCUGAGAAAAAGAAAAGCAAUCUCUGAUAUCUAGGAGCUGGCCUGGCACUCACAGAAGAAAGGGAUUCCCCUCCUGGCCCCCUGCCCCAGGGCCCAAGGCUUUGGCUCCCACAGUCCCCAUCCAGGCGGGGCUGGCAGCAGGUGACUGGAUGAGAAAGGCAUGGUGAAUGGGGGCGUGGGCCUUGGCAAGUACACUCCUUGGCCAAUCAGCGGCCUGCCCAGCCGGUGGAUUCAGUUACAAGCCAGAGAUCACCCCAUACUCCAGCCUCCUUCCUACUCCUCCCAAAGCUCCAUUCAUUGGCCCUGCCGCAGGGUCUGCAGGGCACCGCUUCCGCUCAGCUGCUUAAAUCUGCUGCCUCGUGGGCUGCCAGGGGUAGGUGUUGUGGGGGCUUUGUCUGACUGGGCUGGGCCAGGACAGAAUGGGGAUUCUGGUAGUGCUGUUAGGGAUGCUGAGCUUCCUGGGAGUGGCUGUGGGGAGCUCCUCUGCCCUCCUCUGGGACAGCACCUCCUGCCACUUGGCCAGGCCCAUCCCCGGCAGCCCCUUGGGGACCCUGAGCUUUCUGGGCAAGAAUGCCCAGGGACUGGCCCUGGUCCACACCCACUGGGAUGAGCACGGGAGGCUGCAAUCUUGUAGCCAGCAAGUCGAGCCAGAGCUCACUGCAGCCUUUAGUGCUCUCUGUACUGGUGAGAUCACCCGGGGCACCUUCAUCCACACCCCUGGACCUGAGCUGCAGAGAGCCCUGGCCACACUUCAGAGUCAGUGGGGAGACUGCCGAGGGACUGAAGAGGGUCCAGCAGGGGCUAGGGAGAAGCGAGCAGCAGGGGUCAGGGAAGAGCAAGCAGAAGGACACAGAGGAGCACCCAGCAGCAUAGGACACCAGCGGUUGAAGAGAGGCUGGACUAUGCCUGGCACGCUGUGGUGUGGAGUUGGGGAUUCUGCCGGAAACUCCACAGAGUUGGGGAUCUUCCAAGGCCCUGAUCUCUGCUGCCGGGAACAUGACCGAUGCCCACAGAACAUCUCGCCCUUCCAGUACAGCUAUGGUAUCAGAAACUACCGAUUCCACACCAUCUCCCACUGUGACUGUGAUGCCAGGUUCCAGCAAUGCCUGAAGAACCAGCAGGACUCCAUCUCGGACAUCGUGGGUGUGGCCUUCUUCAAUGUGCUGGAGGUCCCCUGCUUCGUGCUGGAGGAGCAGGAGGCGUGUGUGGCGUGGUACUGGUGGGGAGGGUGCAGAAGGUAUGGCUCCAUACCUCUUGCCCACCUCCAGCCCAGGACCCUCUAUAAUGCCUCUUGGAGCUCCCCAGCCACCCCCCAGCCUCCCAGCCUUCAGAACCCAGCCCCUAGCAAGCCACAACAGAAGCAGCGUCCUCAGAAGCGACCACCGCAAUGGAAAGGGUCUAAGCACCCCAUCAAAACCAACACCACAGCCCUCCGGACCCCUGUGGCCUCCACCCAGCCUGAUAUGUCCCCCACAGCCUGGCUGGAGGUCACCCAUCCAGGCCUCCAGGGGCCAUGGAGUGGCCUAAAACCUCAGGAUGUCCGCCGAGCCUGCCGCAGCUUCCGCCACUUGGAUCAAUGUGAGCAGCAGAUCGGGCCUCAGGAAACAAAGUUCCAGCUGCUCAAUAGUGCUCAUGAGCCCCUCUUCCACUGCAACUGCACACGCCGCCUGGCACGCUUCCUGAGGCUCCACAGCCCACCUGCAGGCACCAGCGUACUUUGGGAGCUGCUAGGCACAACCUGUUUCAAGCUGACCCCUCCACUGGACUGUGCUGAGGGCACAGGCUGUUUCAGAGACCCUAGGGCCAUCAAGGUGUCAGCUCGGCACUUGCAGCGACUUCAGCAGAGGCGACUCCAGCUCUGGGGUGUGACCACAGAUGAGGGGCAGGUAUGGCCUUCAAAUCACCCAAGAGCCCCCAUGUCAUUCUAUGACCGGUGUCUGCAGCUGACCCAGGCAGCCUGGAGACCUGACAGGCAGCAGAAAUCCUAGAACCACUGACCUCAGUUCCAGCUCUCCUGGGCACCAAACUGGACCUUGCUCCUGGCUCUGCUAGGCCCUGGGGGUCUUGGCCUACUCUCCAUGUGUUAGAUUGAAGCAUAGCACAGGCCCUUGUGGACAGCCAGGAGGCUGGAUGGGGGGAAGAGGGAGCAAGGCUGAAAUGCUGGACCACGUCUCCUGCUGUGCUGAGCAAUCUUGAGCUGGUGAUACAACCCCUCUGUGCUUGGAUGUGGUGUUCAAGAGGCUCAUUCUGGGGAAUGGGGAAAGGGUAACCUACUACAGCAGCCUCAGGAGGUACUAGUAAGAGGUACAUGUAUCUUCAGGUCGCAAAAUUAAUACGUGUCUCAAGACCCUGCUCAGAGGAACCCCAGCACCCAUCUGCUGAGGCCUGAGGCAGUAGGUCAGAAGAUGGGAUAUCACAGAAGUGCCUGUGUCUGAAUCCAGGAAAGAGGAGGGUGGCUAGAGAGGGCUUCCUAACUCUUCUCCCUGGGGGAUCCCUUCUCUUAACAGCUGCCAUGCCCUUCCUGGCCCAGCCCUGGCCCAAAUCUCUGUGUCCUUGAGCAAGGGGCCUCCCUGACUCUGAGCCUUAGUUUCCUCCUCUGAAAAAGCAGGGUGUAAUCAGGACCUACCUCAUAGGAUUGUUGAGGAUUAAGUAAACCAAUACAUGGACAGUGCUUAGCACCUUGUAAAUGUUCUCUCCCUGUAACAUAGAGCCAAACUGUGGUUAGGUGUCUGAUUUGGAGAGGUUCACCUCCUGGAGGCCUCAGUUUGCCCAUCUGUAAAAGGGGUCUAAGAAUUGCACUGAACUCAAUACCACAACUCAGGGUUGUGGUGCAGAUUAAAAGAGAUGGCAUGUGUAAUGUAUAUAU
Messenger RNA from Acinonyx jubatus (cheetah), 3071 nucleotides. RefSeq names its product phospholipase A2 group III (gene PLA2G3). Lineage: Eukaryota; Metazoa; Chordata; Mammalia; Carnivora; Felidae. The transcript is spliced from 9 exons. Bases 625 to 2193 code for a protein of 522 amino acids. Gene Ontology annotation, molecular function: A2-type glycerophospholipase activity. Gene Ontology annotation, biological process: phospholipid metabolic process; arachidonate secretion. The record is from RefSeq and is a predicted model, not a curated record.